AUGCCUCAGCCGUCGUUGCUGCUGGAGGGCAAGAAGUUCAUGAGGGUCAAGGAAGAGUCGCGCCAUGUGGUGGAUGCGCUGAUGAUCUUCAAGGACGGCAUCCGCCCGGAGUGGGAGGAUGCAGUGAAUGCCACCGGGGGCCACUUCACGUUCCAACUGAAGGCAGCAAUUGGUGGCGGGGUGAUUGAUGAGUACUGGAACAACAUUGUCCUCGGCGUGAUCGGAGGGUUCGUUGAGCCGGACAUUGUGACGGGCUUGCGCCUGGUCGAUAAGUUGGGGAACAAGAGACAGCCACACCUCCGCAUCGAGGUCUGGUUCUCCAACGUUGCAGACACGGAGAAGGUGGACAAGCUGCAGCAGAGCCUCGAAAAGUGCAUGAAGCUGCGCCUCGAUGGUGUGGAAAGACAGCCUGCUUGGGGAAAAGUCGAACGAACCUCGCACGCACCGCAGGGCAAGUGA
This is a messenger RNA of Symbiodinium natans, 459 nucleotides long. The record is from the annotation of a GenBank genome assembly. Lineage: Eukaryota; Dinophyceae; Suessiales; Symbiodiniaceae.